This is a messenger RNA of Dermacentor andersoni, 3921 nucleotides long. RefSeq lists its product as uncharacterized. The record is from RefSeq and is a predicted model, not a curated record. Lineage: Eukaryota; Metazoa; Arthropoda; Arachnida; Ixodida; Ixodidae.
UAUGUCACCUAGCUGCGCUAUUUCUGCAGUGCUCUCGGUUGCUCCUGGUAGUUUGGUGCAAGUGUACUUCAAACAGGCUUGGAACUAAGCAAAAGUUCUGUGCAUGUAUGUCAUGGUACCCAUCAACCUUGUGCUGGCUUUAUGGCUAUUGGCUGCUUGGGGAUUACAUCAGAGAAAGAGUGGCAUGUUCUCUGCCAUGGUUGACAUUUAAAAGAACAUCUAAAAGUAGCCAAAGUAAUGCAAGUGUCCAGCAAAAUAUUUCUCAUUGCUUGUGCACCAGUGGGUCAACAUUCUUUUUUAUAUAUAUAUAUAUAUAUAUAUUUAUUAUGUCCCUUUGUCAGGAAUCAAGUGUCACUUGAUUCCACUAAGCCACCCACCACGGUAGCUUAGUGGCUAUGGCUUUGUGCUGCCGAGCUCAAGGUCACAAGUUUGAUACUGGCUGUGGCAGCCAUUCGAUGAGCCCAAAAUGCAAAAACAGCUGUGUGCUUAGAUUUAGGUGCACAUUAAAUGGACACUAAAGGCAAAUAUAAAGUCAAGCUAAAGUCAUAUUUUAUUUCUCGAAAAUGUCUAAGGUGUCAGUACUAUUAUUGAGAAUAGAGCUUCCAUAAAUCAGAAAUUAAGGUAAAUAUAGGACACAAUUUGAGACUGUACCAGGACAUUCUGGUACUAGCCCGAUGACAACGUUAUCCGCCUGAUGGCAUUACAAACUGACACCAGUAAAAGGUAGUGAUGUUUGCAAUGUCACACUGCCUCGCUUAUGGUGGAGGUUUUGAAUUGCACCAAAGGUAUUCUCUCUAGAACAGUCCCUCGCACAAAACAAGUGCUCUGAGGUGUCCAAAAUGGUAUUCUAAAGGGAUACUGAACAAAACUUUUACCGCCGAGAUUUUUAGCCCAGAUGAAAGCUUGGGUGCUGAAAUAGGUUGACACAUUGUCUUCAGGCAGAAACUAUAGGGAAAAAAUGUACUUUUAGCAAAAUACGUCUAGCGGCCGUGACGUGAACUAGAGGAAGUGAUGCUUCUGUGACGUUGUCUGUACCAGAUACCAGCGUGCCAACCAUCGCCUGCGUUUCUCCAUCCGCAUGGACAGGGUCGGACAGCAGUGAACGUCUCAACUGCGCUGUUGCUCACGGCUACAUACUUGUUUUCGCAAGCGGAGCUUGUGCCCAAGCCUUCAAAAUUGCUGUUAAUGUUGUGUGCUGCUUUGUAAUGUGAUCAGUGCAGCACCUGGCACAACGCAGGAGAAUGCCUCUACGCUGCUGCGCACAAGGGUGUAAGAAAACUAUCGUCGGGUGAGGCAAGCAUGCAGGGGUGGAAGUGGUGCGCCAUUUGCGCCAUCCUGCUCCAAACUGCUUUCCCUGCACCAUCCUGCUCUAAAACACAAUUUUGCGCCAUAACUCCGCCGCGCCGGCCACUUCGAUGUUUUACCGUCAAAUUUAGCGAAGCCUAUGGGUUAUUUUUCCUCACUGUGGGCUAGCCGAUCUGAUCCAAUCCGAUCCGAUCCGAUACUUCGUGCGAAGCUGUUUGGUGUUGUGUUUGUAAGCUGCUGCCGUUGGAUGCUGGUCGCCUGCAAGCCUGGACAUGAGCAAAAAACGAUGCACCAAAUUCAACGCAGACGUCCUGACCAAAAAGGAUGGCAAUGGGGACCUCAUAUCCCUCUGGUGUCGGCCAAGUGCAAAAGACAGUGAUGGCUUUUGUGUGCUUUGUAAUGUUACAGUGCACUGCGCGCAACAUGGAAGCUCAGCAAUAAUGCGCCAUGCAACGUCUCUUAAGCACAUCGAAAAUGCAAAAAAACAUCGGAACAAAGACGGGGUCCUAACCAAGAGCACUACCAUCCAAAGCACCCUAGAUUUCACGAAGAAUGCAGUGUCACUGUCCCUGCAAGGAAAUGUUACAAGAGCUGAAACAGUUUUUGCUCUUUCUGUGGUAUCCAACUCACUCCCAUACACUUUGGGAGAUGUGGCAACAGCAACAUACCCCAAUAUGUUCCCUGAUUCACAGAUAGCAAAAGCCUUCCAAUGUGGCCGCAAGAAAGUAUCUUACAUCAUAUCUGAUGGCUUAGGACCAUACUUUAAAGCCAAAGUGCUUGAAGAACUUGCAAAGCCUGAGGUAUUCUAUACCGUAAUGAUCGACGAGACCCCAGUGCCCGAGAUGAAGGUGCAGCAGCUGGAUGUGCUCAUCCGGUAUUUCUCUGUUAAUGCACAAGAUGUCGUCGUAGAGCACCUUCAGUCAUUUCACAUGGGGCAUGCCACUGCAGAUGAGCUCUUCUCCUGUGUUGAAGAUGCACUUAACGAACUUCCAAAAAAUAACAUGCUCUGCUUCUUCUCUGAUGGGCCAAAUGUUAUGAAGAGCUUGAAGGGUAAAAUAAAAGCAGAACUUAGCCCCAACAUGAUUGACAUUGGGGAGUGCAGUCUUCAUAAAAUGCAUAACGCAUUUGCCACUGGUCUCAACACUUUCUGCUCUGAGAUUGAAUGUAUUGUCACUGAUAUCCAUCAGUACUUCAGAUAUGCCACAAGACAUGCGGACAUCAAGGAUCUCCAACAGAAACUUGGAUUGCCACAGCUGGAGUUCCUGCGGCACGUAAGCAGCAGGUGGCUGACACUAUUACCAAGUAUACAGCGUGUGCUUAAGCUGUAUGAUGCUUUGAAGUCUUUCUUUUCCAAGGCUGCAGAACCAAGAAAAUCCUCAUCUAUAAGGCACAAUCGCCUCGCAUCUGCAUUGUCUGACAACACGCUCCGAGCACGACUCCUUUUUGUUCAGAAUGCCGCCCAGCUCUUUGACAAGUUUCAAACCUUGUUUCAGAGCAAAGAGCCUCUUCUUCAUUUAUUUUAUGAUGAAAUAGUUGCUGUGGUCAAACAGCUGAUGGGCAGAUUUUUGCGGCAGGAGUCGUUUGUAGAUGUAACUGGUUUCCAUUUGAAGAAUGUUCAAGUUGAAUCGCAAGCUAACUGGAAAGUGAAACCUGAGCUUGGCUUAGAUACUGAGAAAGAAAUGGAGCUUUGGACACCAACUCAGAAAAAGGCUUUCUAUGUCAAGACCAGAGCUUUCUAUAUAUCCUGCACAAAGUACCUCGUCUCAAGGUUACCUUUGGACAACAAAGUGCUGUUCCACAGUAGAUUUUUGAAGCCUGGUGUAGUAGGAGACCACUACACAACGUCACUGCGCUACAUCGCGAAUGCCCUGCCACAAGUCAUGCCACCCAGCGAAGUAUCAUCUCUAACUGAUGAGUGGUUGCGCCUUUGCUGCGAAAUUUCUGACUGGGAUGUUUCAACAAAUGUUGUUGAACACUGGGUUAAUGUGUUUGCACUAAAAAUGCCCACUGGCGAACCCAAAUACCCAAGACUGGGAAGGCUCGUAAGGGCUGUUCUUUCCUUGCCGCAUGGCAACGCAGACUGCGAGAGAGGAUUCAGCGAAAACAAGCAGGCGCUUCACCAUCGAGCCUCUUUGUCAAUAACAAGUGUGUCAAGCCUUCGUCAAACGAAAGCAUACUUGAAGCGUUAUGGGGGUGACGUCACAAAGGUGCCAAUCACUAGAGAUCUCCUGAAGUGUGUUGGAAAGUCGUACAGCGGUUAUCGCAAACGCAUUGAAAUGGAAGAAGAAUCAAAAUCACGCAAACGGAAAUGUGACGAGCCACUGACAGAAAGCAGCGAAGAAAAAAAGCUGAAAGAGGAAAAGGCCACCCUGCAGUGCCGUCUAUCCACCCUGAAGGCAUUACUUACCAGUGCCGAGGAACUCAUCAGCACAGGAGUAAAAUCGAAGGACAUGGACAAAGUGGAAACUGGAAACGUUUUGCUCGUUGAUGUGAAUUCCAAAUUGCCGGCGGUGCUUGAGCGCAUUAGAAUGAUAGAUUCCACGCUGGAAUCUAACAAGUAAUUCUAACAAGCAAAUUGAAUGCUGAAUAAAAUGAUUUUCUUUGCGUUUUUUUGUA